AGUAUAAUUGUUUAUUUACUAGUCUUUUCUUCUCUCCAAUCAUUUCAUUUUUUCUCAGAUAUUUUAUUUUCUUUUUAUUUUCUCAUGGUUUCCGGCGAGAGAAAAGGAAGUAGAGGAGUAGAAGAAAUAAAUUUCUCAGCUUCUACGAAACUAUUUCUUUUAUUUAUCUAUCUUUAGUCUUUACUUAUAAAUUAUAUUAUCUUUGAUCAAGACAAAACUUUGUUUGAAUUUUGCCAAACAAACAUCUCAUCAUCUUUAUCUUGUUCUCUCCUAAAAGAAAGAGAUUUAAUGGAACAACAUUUAAAGGAUUCAGUAUCAGGUCAUUCUGGAGGUUCAUUCAAUAUACCAUCAUUGCCUAUUCCUAGAAAGGCAGGAAGUGGUGUGUGGGGGAUCCCAAGUGGAAGAGAUGCAUUUCUUGCAUCAAAUGAUGCAAGCUUGUUUUCUAGCUCUUUGCCCGUCCUUCCUCAUGAGAAAUUGAACUUUGCUGAUCCAGAGGAUCAUAGUAGACUUGUUGAUGAUAGCUCGCCAAAUUUAAACAAGAUUGACAUAGAAAGUGGCGUGAAGGAUCCACUUGAAGGUGUUGAACCAAAUGCUGAUGGAACUUUGCUUCCUGAUGAAGACGAGCUUCUUGCUGGCAUAACGGAUGAUUUUGAUCUUAGUGGGUUGCCUAGCCAAUUGGAGGAUUUAGAAGAUUAUGAUCUGUUUGGCAGUGGAGGGGGGAUGGAGUUGGACUUCGAACCUCAAGAGAGCCUUAGGUUUGAGAUAUCAAAGCUUAACAUAUCUGACGGGGUUGCUGGAAAUGGAAUUGCUCACUAUCCUCUCUCUAAUGGUGUGGCAACUGUGGCUGGGGAACAUCCAUAUGGCGAGCAUCCUUCAAGAACACUAUUUGUUCGAAAUAUCAAUAGCAAUGUUGAGGACACUGAAUUGAGGUCCCUUUUUGAGCAAUAUGGGGAUAUCAGAACUUUAUACACUGCAUGCAAACAUCGGGGUUUUGUAAUGAUAUCUUACUAUGAUAUCCGAGCUGCUCGGACUGCAAUGCGUGCAUUACAAAAUAAGCCCUUAAGACGAAGAAAACUGGAUAUUCAUUUUUCAAUUCCUAAGGAUAAUCCCUCAGAAAAGGAUAUAAAUCAGGGGACUCUUGUGGUGUUUAAUUUGGAUUCUUCAGUAUCCAACGAUGACCUGCGUCAAAUUUUUGGGGCAUAUGGGGAGUAAAGAGAGAUCAGAGAAACACCACACAAGAGACACCAUAAAUUCAUUGAGUUUUAUGAUGUUAGAGCUGCUGAGGCAGCCCUCAGAGCAUUGAAUAGGAGUGACAUAGCUGGGAAACGCAUAAAGCUUGAACCUAGCCGCCCUGGUGGAGCACGUCGAAAUCUGAUGCAGCAGCUAAGUCAGGAGCUGGAACAAGACGAAGCCCGAGGUUUUCGGCAUCAAGUAGGCUCUCCGCUGACCAACUCUCCUCCAGGUAACUGGGCACAAUUUGGUAGCCCAGUUGAACAUAAUUCUUUGCAUAGUUUUAGUAAGUCUCCUGUUCUGGGAACAAUGAAUCCUAUAAAUGGUAACCAUUUGCCUGGGUUGGCAUCAAUUCUCCCACCUCAUUUGUCUAACUCUGGAAAGAUUGCUCCAAUUGGCAAGGACCAAGGAAGGGCCAAUCACACAAACCAGAUAUUUAGUAACACUGCACCAGUGCAAGGAGCACCCUUUCAGCAUUCUCAAUCCUUUCCUGAACAGAAGUUGAGUGCAAGUCCUGGGCCUAUAUCUCCUUUUGGUGAAUCAAAUUCAAAUUCUUCAGGUGUUGGAACUUUGUCUGGUCCUCAGUUUUUAUGGGGAAGUCCCACUCCUUACUCUGAGCGCUCCAGCUCUUCUGCUUGGCCGACAUCACCAGUGGGGCACCCAUUUUCAUCUAGUGGACAGGGACAGGGCUUUCCAUACGGUCGGCAUGGAUCAUUUAUUGGUUCACAUCAUCAUCAUCAUGUGGGAUCUGCUCCUUCUGGUGUGACCCUUGAUAGACAUUUUGGCUUUUUCCCAGAGUCACCAGAUACAUCCUUUGUGAACCCAAUUACAUUUGGGGGCAUGGGUGUAAAUCACAAUAACGGAAGUUAUGUAAUGAACGUUGGGAGUCGUGUUGGUGGCCUUCCUGGAAAUGUGACUGAAAAUGGUUCUCCUAGUCUUCGAAUGAUGUCAUUGCCAAGGCAUGGUCCUGUGUUCCUUGGAAAUGGUUCCUAUCCUGGACCUGCAACAGCAAGUAAUGAGGGAUUGACUGAACGUGGUCGGAGUAGGCGAGUUGACGGUAGUGCAAGCCAGAUUGAUAGCAAGAAGCAGUAUCAGCUUGAUUUGGACAAAAUCAUUAGUGGGGAAGAUACUAGGACUACUUUAAUGAUUAAAAACAUUCCUAAUAAGUAUACUUCAAAGAUGUUGCUGGCUGCCAUUGAUGAGAAUCACUGUGGUACUUAUGAUUUUCUCUAUUUGCCAAUUGAUUUUAAGAAUAAGUGCAACGUGGGUUACGCUUUCAUCAAUAUGGUCUCUCCUUCACGCAUCAUAUCCUUCUAUGAGGCUUUUAAUGGGAAGAAAUGGGAGAAGUUCAACAGUGAGAAAGUUGCAUCACUGGCAUAUGCCCGAAUCCAGGGCAAGGCUGCCCUUGUAACACACUUUCAAAACUCAAGCCUAAUGAAUGAAGACAAAAGAUGCAGGCCAAUUCUCUUCCACUCAGAGGGCCAAGAGACAGUUGAUCAGGAACCCUUCCUUUCUGGCAAUUUGAACAUCUUUAUUCGUCAACCAGAUGGGUCUUAUGCUGGCGAUUCCUUGGAAAGUUUAAAGGGCAAUCUGGAUGAGAAGCCUGAGAAGAUUUAACAGAGCAUUGGAAUUCUUACUCUGGGCCAGAAGUAAUAGUGGCUUAGAGUGCUGACUGUUUCAUAGGUAAUUAAGUGUACAAAGUUGGAAGAGAAACCAAGUGUAUAUUAUGGUUGGCAUUAUGUGCAGUGUCCGCUUUUCAGUCAUGGACACUCCAUAUACUCACUAAAAAGCAGAGAGCAUUUUGUUAAUAUUUAGAUCAACUAAUUGUUAUUGAACCAGGAGAGAGGAAUAAGGUGGAAGCAUAUUGCUGGGAAGUGAAGGAGUUGCUCAGCGAUUUGUGGAUUAUCGCUCUUCCUAGGUUUCAUCUGUUUAGGUUUUCUUUUGUAUUUAGAGUCCAUUUGCAAAUAUCAUCACAUGUUUAUAUCAGUAAAUGUCUAUUGGGGGGGUGUAGGGUUAAGUGGUGUUUACAAAAUUGUAUAGGGUGAAAAGACGCCGCACUGUGUUGAUUAUUUAGUUAAGAAAACUUGUAUUUCACGAGAUAAAAGGUUUGUACAGAUAUUCCAUUACUUUAUCAUUGACACAACUAUUACUCUCCUUUAUGCAGAAUACUUUAAUUAGUAAUAA
Molecule: messenger RNA, 3414 nt
Organism: Pistacia vera
Lineage: Eukaryota; Viridiplantae; Streptophyta; Magnoliopsida; Sapindales; Anacardiaceae
Product: protein MEI2-like 2
Exons: 14
Molecular function (GO): RNA binding
Source: RefSeq, a predicted model, not a curated record